Laccaria bicolor S238N-H82 is the source of this 962-nucleotide messenger RNA. RefSeq lists its product as uncharacterized. Bases 1 to 831 code for a protein of 276 amino acids. Lineage: Eukaryota; Fungi; Basidiomycota; Agaricomycetes; Agaricales; Hydnangiaceae. The transcript is spliced from 5 exons. Gene Ontology annotation, molecular function: zinc ion binding; metalloendopeptidase activity. The record is from RefSeq and is a predicted model, not a curated record.
AUGCAUGACUUUGCGUAUCGGUAUGGGUUUACGGAAAAGGCGUUUAAUUUCCAGCAGAGUAAUCUUGGGAAGGGCGGGAAGGAGGGGGAUAGGGUUUUGAUGAGUGUGCAGGAUGCGUCGGGGGUUAAUAAUGCGAAUUUCGCUACGCCGCCUGAUGGGCAGUCGGGGCAAUGUAGGAUGUUCAUCUGGACACUUACCAACCCCCGCCGUGAUGGAACGAUGGAGAACGAUAUUGUGAUCCAUGAGAUGACCCAUGGGAUUACUAACCGUAUGACGGGGGGUGGUACAGGGCGGUGCUUGCAGACUACAGAGUCGGGUGGGAUGGGUGAGGGGUGGAGUGAUGCUAUGGCCGACUGGAUGGCCCAAUCCUCCGGAACCACAAAAGACUUCAUCGUCGGCCAAUACGUCGCGAACCGCGCCAAAGGCAUCCGGUCGUUCCCCUACUCGACCUCCGCAACCACCAACCCCCUUCGGUACUCGAGUUUGCAGAAGCUCACGGAGGUGCAUGAUAUUGGGGAGGUGUGGGCUAAUAUGUUGCAUCAGGUGUACGCUGCGCUUGUAGCUGCACGCGGGUUUUCGAGUAAUAAGUUGACGGAUGCGGGUGCGAAGGAGGGGAAUGUUGUGUUUAUGAGGGUUAUGAUGGAUGCACUUGCUAUUCAGCCUUGUAAUCCGACUUUCAUCCAGGCACGCGACGCGAUAAUUCAAGCCGACCAGAACAGGUUCAACGGGGUGAAUAAGUGUAUUAUUGCCAAGGCGUUUGCGAGCCGUGGACUUGGGUUGAAGGCGACUGCGAAGUUUGUGGAUGAUGCGACGCUUCCUGCGGGGUGUUAGGGUGCUGAGGUCUGAGGGUGUACGGGGAGAGGGAUGCAAGUUUGCUUUCGAGUUAUAUACAUUCUUUUGAUAUACCAUCUCUCCGUCAUUGCAUGAUGUAUAUACGUAGUCGACAAACACGCUUCGAUCUC